This is a messenger RNA of Verticillium nonalfalfae, 1032 nucleotides long. RefSeq lists its product as uncharacterized. The record is from RefSeq and is a predicted model, not a curated record. The transcript is spliced from 5 exons. The coding region runs from base 1 to 1032 and encodes 343 amino acids. NCBI's taxonomy places the organism in Eukaryota, Fungi, Ascomycota, Sordariomycetes, Glomerellales, Plectosphaerellaceae.
AUGCGUCUCUUACAGGUGACGUUCUUGGCUCUACAAGCCACCGCUCUGGUCGAGGCUGGUUUCAUAAAAUGGACGCUUCACUCAUCUUGCUACCAGGACGCAGCAGGCGCCGAUGACCCAGCGACGGCCGACGCCAUCAUCAACGCCGUCGAAACUGCCAAAAAGUGGGCGAGCAACGGCGAGACUGCGCUUCGGAACUCCAACAUCCCGCUCAUUGGCAAGAAUCUCAAGAAAGUCUUGGAAAAUCUUCUUGGCACAGGGGAAGACUACAAGACCAAGUUGGAAAUCGCAAGGGAAAAGUUCAAGCUUUUCAAAGAGCUCGAAGGGCCUAUUGGCAAGGACGGCCCACCGAAUGCGAGGUACGAACAUUCGCAGGCAUGGCAGGACUUGGCGGGCACAGAUGAACACCACAAGCACUUUGUCAUCUCUUGUCGGCCAGACCUGACUGUCGUCGACCCAGACGACGAGGAUGCCGGCUGGACAGACAACAUUAGAGGCGUUGUAGAGCAGGGCAAGUCCGACCUGCCCACCAUGCUCAACCAGGAGGCCAGUACGUGGACCGACAUCAUGAAGCAACCAGGCGUGCCGCUGGCCGUCACCAGGCGCAUUGAAAAUCCCAGUCAAGACCAGCUGAGGGUUGUCGCCUCCGUGACGUUCCAUCCGUCCUUUCUCAACCAUCUGCGGCAGAACAACUGGGGCGCCUGGAAUGAUGCGCUCUUUGCCGAAAACACCAGGAGCGAUGCGUUGCAAGAGUAUCGUAUCAAGGGGAGGGCCCGUCCCGUUGAUGGGCUGCUGACGUUUUCCAUUGUGAAGACAAUGUUCCACGAGAUGUUCCAUCUGGGACCUUGGGGCGCCAUGACGGAUGCCUCCUUUAGCGGCAGGGCCUAUGGAUGGCUCAACAACAUUGAAGACAAAUUCACGGAUAACCCCGACUGGUUCGCCAUGCUGGCUGCGCUCAUUGAGCUUUAUGAGAAUGGAUUUGCGGGCAAGAAGUACAUCGUCACAGAACUCGGCGAGGUGAAGCGUAAAUGA